This is a messenger RNA of Daphnia magna, 1935 nucleotides long. Its product is annotated as mucin-3A-like. Lineage: Eukaryota; Metazoa; Arthropoda; Branchiopoda; Diplostraca; Daphniidae. The coding region runs from base 1 to 1935 and encodes 644 amino acids. The transcript has 3 exons. The record is from RefSeq and is a predicted model, not a curated record.
AUGGAAUCGUCUACUGACUACGCGAUAGAUACUGAAGAAAUUCAAUCGUCUAAUGACCUCUCGACCCCUGAUGCUUCCACCGUUGCGGAUAUUACCAGUACCGAAAACGAUCCUACGUCCUCUGAGACGAGUCUCUCAUUGGAACUCGCUGAUUUAGAAGGUAGUUCAUCAGUAGCUGACUGGAGUUCGCCUGAAGUUUUCACAGAGUCAGCCUUACUGUCUUCUGCAUCCACCGACGUUGAAAUGAUGGACGUUCAGACAGUUAGUAGCAAGGAAUUUGCUGCUCUUUCAUCCGCAACGUCUUUGGCCGAAGAGCUUGUAAUUAGCAAACUUUCUUCUAUAUCCAUGGAAACAUCGACCGAAGUUAAUUUUUCUCCUUCAAUAUCUAACGAAGUGUCUCCGACAUUUGAACCGAUCCCUCAUUCCAGCUUGGUAGAUACUUCCUCCACGCUCCUUUACAAUAUCGUGGACCUUUCAACUACGAAUUCGCCUAGUCAACCUGACAUUAUCACUGCAGAAACUAAAAUAGUGGACGAGGAAAAUGAAUUCGUCUCUUCUACGACAAACAGUCUCUUGGAAGUUUCCCAGACAAACCUUCCAACCGACGAAGUCGUUUCUUCGCUUAUUUCCUUCGCUGUGGAUGAAAACGACAAUGUCGAUACUACUCGUUCCGUAGAUAUGUCAGAGCCAACAGAAAGUGUUCCAGUUUCUACAGAAGAAGGUGGCUCGUACACAGCUGUGAAAGAGCUUUAUUCAAGCACGAUCUACACAUCCCUGGAACAAACGCCAAUCUCCUUGGAAACAAAUCCUCCAGAAUUAACGACUGAAUCGCUUACUAGUGUCAUCAUAGAGCGUACGAGCAGUUCGGAAGGUUAUAACAAUGAAGUAUUUACUCCUUCAGCCGGAGCGUCUUCUAACGAGGAGUUUACCGUCGACGAAUUAACGCCAACUGACACGGGAACAUCGACCGAUGGCUCUUUUUUAAUGGCUGACGAAUUUUCUGGGACAUCUGAACUGCCUCCUAACUUUGUAGAUACUUAUCCAUUUUCCAUCUCCGCUGAAUUUUCAACGGAUCAUUUCAAUUUUCUUUCUGGAAAUUCAGUUUCGUCCGGCGAAGAUGUGCAAACUGCAGAGGAGUUUCAAACUUCUUAUUUGCCUAUUUUGCAUGAAGUAACCACUUCUGAUACUACAUUAAUGGACAAGGAAGAUGUCAUUUUCCCAUCUACGACCAGCCUCUACGUGGAAGAUUUACAGUCAAACGUUCCAACUGAGGAAACACUUUCUUCAGUUUUUCCCUUCGACAUGUCUGGCUUUUUCGAAGAAACGCUGGAUCCCUUGGAAACAAACCCUUCCGUGUUAUUGACUGACUCGCCUGCAUCAUUUCAGUCUCUUAGCACAUUGAACGAGCUGUCUGGAGAUUUCACUUCUUUUGAUCCAUCGUUGUCCACCACGAGUCCUCCCAUCUCAGAUGAGGUUAAACCGUUGGGGACAGAUUUGACAACGUCAGAUGAAGAAUUAACACAAGUUUCGACCCCAACACACAAUUUUGAAAACGAAGGUUUUGAAGACAACUCGUUCUUAACGCUGGAUGAGGAUGGAAGCGGAACCCCAGGCUUUCUAAUUUCUACUGACCAACCACAUGAAACAGUCGGUGUAACGAUCAGCCCCAUCAACUUGUUCCCUUCUUCGCUAGCACGUCUCGAGGACGCAUUUACCAGCAGUUUUGCAUCAACGCAAAUUUCUGAUACUUCACAGCCGUCAACCAUCAGCGAUAUUUCAUCAACUGAUGUGACGUUCGAUAGUACGUCUUUCCCUAUUGCUGUUUCUUCUGAAUCGAUUGCUGACGCCAUAACUUCACUACCCGCUACUCACCGGCCUACCCUUGAAGUAAGUACGUCUUCGGUGCUGCCCAUGGAUUAUGACGUGAUGGCUUAG